Dalotia coriaria is the source of this 1749-nucleotide messenger RNA. RefSeq names its product calcium release-activated calcium channel protein 1-like. NCBI's taxonomy places the organism in Eukaryota, Metazoa, Arthropoda, Insecta, Coleoptera, Staphylinidae. Gene Ontology annotation, cellular component: membrane. Gene Ontology annotation, molecular function: store-operated calcium channel activity. The record is from RefSeq and is a predicted model, not a curated record. The transcript has 3 exons. Gene Ontology annotation, biological process: store-operated calcium entry. Bases 383 to 1195 code for a protein of 270 amino acids.
GCGAAUCACAUUUUCAGUCUAUCGUCAGGCACUUAGUCGAGUGCUUUCCGUGUGUGCUUAUUCUAUUCCAUACUUUCAGCUAGCCUUCACAACGUCACGACGGUCACAAUAUCAUAAAAAAAAUGAUGAAAAGUCUUAAAUUGUAAAGAAAUAGAUAAUUUAAAGUGAAUUAAAUAAUACUGUAGCACAAAACUAACUAAAUCAGAUUUAUUAAUAAAUAAUUAUAAAUAUUUCGGACAAUUAAUAUAAAUAUUGUGAAUUUCUUCGACAAGAACUCCUGAAAACUGAAAAAGUUUGUGUUUUUUAAGUGAUUUAUUUUUCUUGAAAGUUUUACUUAACGUUUUGAAUGUUUUAAAGUGUUUUUUAUAAUUGGAAUGAAAUUAUGCAAAAUCAUUACGAUCCAAAUCGGCAUUCGCCGCGACCAAUGUCCGUUUGGAGUUCCAGCUCCGUUGGCGGCAUAAGCAACCAGAACUUUGGCAAGAAGACUGCAGACUGUUCUAGUCAACAAAGACUUUUUCAAAGGGCACAUAACAAAUACAGAAUGUCCCAAAACGGCGAUGAACUCCACACACCACGUUACCUCUCAUGGCGAAAACUCCACCUAUCCCGAGCAAAAUUGAAGGCCUCCAGUAAAACAUCCGCUCUGCUCAGCGGUUUCGCCAUGGUAGCAAUGGUGGAGCUACAACUACAAAACCCCGACAAGAUUCCUAGCGGUAUUCUGAUUGCAUUCGCCAUCAUCACAACACUACUUGUAGCCGUGCACAUGCUCGCACUGAUGAUCAGCACGUGCAUAUUACCGAACAUCGAGGCCAUUUGCAGCCUGGAUGCAAUCAGCCUUGUCGACGAGAGUCCGCAUGAACGACUCCACUGGUAUAUUGAAACAGCGUGGGCGUUUUCCACACUACUAGGCCUCCUGCUCUUCCUCGCCGAGAUCGCCAUUCUCUGCUGGGUGAAAUUCUGGGAAAUCAACGAGAUUGCCGCAUGGUCGGCGUCUAUUAUUCUCGUGCCAAUUCUCUUCGUGUUUCUCGCGUUCGCGAUCCACUUUUAUCGCUCACUGGUCGCGCAUAAGUACGAAAUGUCGGUGUCGGGUAUUAGAGAGCUCGAGAUGCUCAAGGAGAAGAUUGAGUUAGGUGAUCAUGACCAUCAUCAUUCCCGCGGGAACGGGGAUCUGAUAUCGGGUGUUCACAUUGUGUGAACGUUUUAAUCUUUUGAGGACUUUUAUUAUCGAAAACAAAACAAAAAUGAGAAUCUCAACGCAGAUCUUACAUUAAGUAAUCUUACAUUCUCAUUCCGACUCAAAUGUGAUAUGCUUUCACAUAGUUAUAACAAAAUUUAUAUUAACCAUAUACAUAUAUAGGUUAGGUCGUAGGUAAUUUUGAAACUUUACUUAAUCUGAGAAAGGUACUUAUGUAUUUUACCUUUGAUAUUGAUGGAUCGAAGCUUGUGUUGUCUGCACAGCACAAGAUUCAAACAUGACGAACUGUGAUCUGAAAGAGAGUAAAUGAUGAGCAAUUGAAUAAUAUAUAACCUACAAAUUAUUAGGAACAUUAAAUUUAAGGUUAAGUGAAUAUUAAGUCUUCCUUCCUAUUAUGUUAAAUUUUAAUUAUUCCAUUGCAUAUCAUGCUCGUUUUACAACCGUAUGUUUAUGUUGUGACAGCGUGUGAAACCCCAAAUGACAUUAUUUUCUGUAAUUUGUUUUACUCUUACUUUAUACACUAAACAUGCAACUAUGCGAUAAGACUAUUUCAA